Molecule: messenger RNA, 7000 nt
Organism: Nomia melanderi (Alkali bee)
Lineage: Eukaryota; Metazoa; Arthropoda; Insecta; Hymenoptera; Halictidae
Molecular function (GO): protein binding
Source: RefSeq, a predicted model, not a curated record
UUCUCUGAUUUGUAAUAAUCGCAAAGUCGAAAGAAAAGACAUUGUUCUGGAAUAAAUAACUUUUAACUCAUAAAUGUUUUAUAUAUAAUACAGAUGUGUACUAUUUUUAUAGAAUAUUAAAUAUGUGUUCUUAACACAAAAUAAUAUUAGUUAUUGUAUCACUUAAUUAUGACAAUUACUUUUCAUAUACGAAUUUGUUGUCACAAAUACAGAACAUAGUCUGUGAUGUAACGUCCCAUUCAACGCGGUAGAUUUAAACGUUGACAACGGCGUAGCUGCAAAUGCGCAGUGACAAACAAUAAAGUACGUUCCAUAUUAAACUUUAUUAAUCGAAGUUUAACCAAAAAUUUAAGAUCCACAAUGUAUCAGCAUUAUUUAAGUGAUUAAAAUUAGAUUUAGGAAUUUGUGGCCUAAUAUAUUAAUCAUAUUUUUAUGUUUCGGUUAUGUAAUGCCAAUAAGCAACGAUAAAACUACGCGGAUAAAAACGGUAGCCUUUGAUAUAAAAGGCAUAAAAAGUAUAUCAACAGAAUCUACUUGUAAGGCAAAUGUUCAAGAAGGUAAUCAAUUCUUGACUAUAGCACCUGCUUUACCAAUCUUACCUGGAGCACCUAUUCCACCAAAACUAUCUAAACGGUAUUAUAAUUCAUUUAGUCUAGCAGAUUCUCCAUUUAAUACAGAGAAUGCUAAAGUUGAAGGUUCUAAUACAGUCGCACUGCAAUGGACAAGCGAAGGAAAGACUAUGGUUGCAACAAGAACAGUUGCAGAGAAAGAAAGAAGUCCUGAUAGGAUAUGCCUUGAUAGAAGAGGUCUUACUACAUUUCCAAAUAUAGUUGCAGAACCACGUUUACGUUUAUUGUCUCUCCAGCAUAAUCUACUUACAAAGAUUGAGAACUGCAAUUUUUCUCACUUAAUAAAAUUAGUAUUUCUUGAUUUAUAUGAUAAUCAAAUUGAAAAAAUUUGUAAUUUUGACAUGUUAGAAAAUCUAAGAGUGUUAUUAAUUGGAAAGAAUAGGAUAAAAAGAAUUGAGGGUUUAAAACAGCUUUCUAAAUUAGAAGUUUUGGACCUUCAUGGAAAUCAAAUACUACAAGUAUCGGACUUGGAAAAUCUUGCAUCCUUAAAAGUACUUAACUUAGCUGGAAAUAAUAUUAAAGCGAUAGGUUACCAUGAUUUUCAAGGUUUAACAUCACUUAAAGAGUUAAAUCUCAGACGUAACAAAAUCAAGAGAUUAUUAGGUUUUGGUGAAACACCACAAUUACAAAAGUUAUAUUUAAGUAAUAAUAAUAUUCAGAAAAUUGAGGACAUGGGAUGUCUAGCAAAGGCAUUACAACUUAGAGAAAUAACAAUAGAUGGCAACCCUGUGACUUUGAAUGGAGACUAUAUUUCUUUCCUUGUGUCAUAUUUAUCAAAUUUACAAUUCUUAUCUACUAUGCCAGUUACCGAACAAAUUCGAAGAGUUGCCAUGGCCUGGAGAACAACUAAAGAACAAAGUAGUUCUACUUUUUUAAAUCUCAGUGCACAAGUCUGUAUGAAUGUUCGCAGAGAAGAGAUUAUAUCAAAUGCUAAAAUAAAUUGGGAACUUCUCAGAUGUCAUUCUAAAUCCUCUACAGAUAAUAAUGGAAACAAUAUUCGAAACAAUAAUAUUGGUUUGGUACAAGUUCAGAAAUCAAAUAAGUUUAAUACAUUAAAACCUAAGAAUCUAGAGAAAACAAAGUCAAAAGGCUUUGGAAGUUUGACUUCAAUAAAUGAAAAUAUAGAAGCUACAAAAAUAAAUAUUAGAAAAAGAAGUAACUCUAGUGAUAAUUUAUUUAGACUAAAGGAUACAACUAAAACAUAUCCAUUAGAAUUUAAAUUACCUCCUAUUUUAGGUUCUAUUGUAGAUAAUUUAAUUAACAAUAAAUUUGAUGAAAAAACCGAUAAAAAUAGUAAGAGCUCAACAAAACCAAAGACUAUGAUUAAUGCUGAAAGCGAGUCAAACAGUGACUCAGAAAGUUUAGAGAGCCAUGAAAACUUAAAGAGUUGCCUGAAAUCUCAUCUUUUAAAUUCUAGCAAUUACAUUUCUCCCCGAGAUGUUAGUAAAUUUAAUACUGAGAAAGUAUUUAAUCCUAUAAAUAUUUCUUCAACUACAUCAACUGCCAUCAAUGAUACCCAAGUAUUAAAUGAUGAAGAUUUGACACAAUUAUCUCAAAAUAUAAAACUUCAUGAUCAGCAUGGUACAAAUGAUGGUCAAUCCAAAUCAAGCGUUGGUUCCUCUGGCUAUUUUUCAUUAAGUUCCAAAACCAAUAGCAUAGAUAGUUGUAAGUCAGUACUGAGUGAUUCCAGUACAUCAUCUGCUGCUAAGAAUAUAUUAUUGAAGUGUAAAAAUUCAGAAAAAGAUAAGAUAAGAAUAAAGAGUGCUCAGGUAAAGAAAAUAGUAACUUACAAAAGUAAUAGAGCAGCAACAGCUAGAGCUAAAUAUAGAGCUUUAACACCAUCGAGUCCGCCACCGUUGCAAAAUCCACCAAAAGAAAGAGAACAAGGAGGAGAUUAUUUAAUAGAAAUUGUUGGCAGAUGCUUAAAUGUUUAUGGUCAAGGUGCAUUACGUUUUAUUGACAAGCCAUGGGAUUGUUCAAAAGCUCAAGAUGUUAAUGUAGUUAAAUUCAAUUAUGUACAGUUCAAUGAUGUGGCCAAAGUUUUGUGUAAAGUAAAAAAUAGAUUUCCAAACAUAGAACACUUUAUGUUUAAAGAAACUAACAUCAGUUACCUUGGACAACUCAAUGCUUUAGCUGAAGUACAGGGAUUAACAAGCAUUCAUAUAGAAAUCGGGAAUCCAAUUAUAUCAAAGGACUGGAAAAUGUAUGCUAUAUUUCGUUUAGCACAUUGGGGACUCAAAGUUAUUAAUGGAAAAGAAAUUACAAAUGAGGAAAUUGAGUUAGCAAAUAAGGAAUAUGCUGGUCUUGUUGAUAUCGUGAUGCGUUCACUGCCAGAAUCACUAUUGCAACCUUUAUUACAGAGACUUCGUUUAGAGAAAGUGCAAAGACAAAACGGAGAACAAAUUACUGCCAAACAAUUUUUACUCAACAGUGAUCCAGCUCUUAGAAGCGUUGUCGCCAAAGAGGCGUUACAAUGGAAAAAAGGAAGCGUAACACAGGAAGAUCUUAUUUGGAGACAUAGAGGGAAAUUGCAUCUGUUAAGUUUAAUUAAUCUCACUGUAGAUGCAAUACAGAAGUUACAGUUACUUGAAAAUAAAUGGCCAAGUAUUUUGUGCGAUAUAAUUCACACUACUUUAUACGAUUUUUCCGAAAUGGACGCGUACAUGAAACGUUGUAGCGAAACACUUGAAAGUGACAAAUGAUGCUCCGUUAGACUUCAUUUUCUCGGUUAAAGUAGUGUAAAUAUAUAACGUAAUAACACACAGUCCUUAAUAUGUGUUCACAUUUAUUUAGUUUAUUUUUACACUGACUACAGGGUAUGUUGUAUCUGUAUAUUUGUUAUUUAAAUAUGUUUAAUGCGUUUAAAGAUUUUUCAACGAUAACAAUAACGUAUAAUGCUUCAGUUUUUAUACAAUAUUACACAAUUAUGCAGUAAAUAAGUUUAUCGCGAUGUUAAUGUACAAUAAUGUAUUUUAAAUAUAUGUAAUGCAUUAGCAAUUGUCUAACUUAAACGUGAUAUGCAAUAAUAGAAGCACUGCAGACUUAAAAAGACAACUCUUAAAAAAUUGUUCAUGCUUUGGUUUAUUCUAUAUAAGUAAUUAAGCUUAGAUAAAUCAGAAAGGUGAGUUCUAUUUACAAUAAUGACGUGCGAUCUUCAGCUAAAAAUAAAUCAGUCGUUUCAUAUCACUUUGUUCCGAUGAUAGAUUCUACGCUAAACGAAAUUGUUGAUUUCUUCUCCAGGCAAGAUUCAGCGGUGGCCGUAGAGAUAUCGCUGAGAUCCGUGACGGCGGAAGUGAAGUUAUUAAAAUUCUUCUUAAUCUUCCGCGGCUCUGAAACAUUUUCGAACCACGGAAUCGCAGAAUAUGUGGUUGGAACAGAUUUUAAUUUCUUAGGUGCUUCAGAGUUCUGCUGAUCAUGGGACAAACCAUUCAACAAAGGCGUGUCUGCGCAUUUCCAUUCGUUCUGGACUGCAAAUUUGUAUAAAUUUCUAUAAAUUUGUAUAAAAGAGUGCUUUACAUUCUGUCCCUUAUUAAUACAAAGGAUAGAAAUUAGAACAAAGGGAUUACUGGUCAACGCGUAGUUAACUUCAAUUGAAUUCAAGGUGAAACUGAAUAAUGAAAGGUAAACCGUGAAUCGCCUUUAAUCCGUAAAAUCCUUGUGUCACGCUAAUGCUGGUCUGCGUGAAAUGCAAAUGAUGACGCUGAAAGUUCUUUGUUCUGCGGCAAACAGGAUUCUGCUCGGUUUUCAAUAGAUACGGUGAAGCGGAAGCAUCUAGGGGCGUGUGACACAUCGCCGGGACGUUUUCACCAAAAUAAUUCCCUUGGGCCUGCUGUUGUCUUCUCAGCGCGACCUGCGCUGCCAUCACGCGUUGUCUUUCCACCACGAGCAAACAACAGGGGCAACGGCAAUCCUUCCACGCGCACGACCGUUUGUGGCCUUUCAGACCGGAAAUCACGCCGUGGUUUCGACAUCUAGCACACUUUGGACUCCUUAGACGUUGUUCCAUAUUGGAGUUCAUUUGACCGGAACCGCCGUUCUCCGUCUUCAUCUUAUAGUAUUCCUCGAGCAAUAUUAUCCUUUGAACUGUUUGUUAAUUAUCAACGAACUACGGGCGUCCUGAAUUUUACAAUUCUCCUAGAGUAGUCCGUCCGUUGUCAAUGGUGCUGCUUCAAUUCGUUAAACUCAUCGGAGUUGACGUAACAAAGAAUAUAGUGCUGUAUUCCAUCUUUGCACUGACUGGUCACUUCACCGUUGAAACAUUGAUUCCACGCGUAGAUAAUUGUAAAUCUCUCUGAAGAAGAUACGCAGUGAAACCAACGCGUAGAAUACUGCACGUAAGUCCUACUGGUUCGCCAAAGAUAACACUCUCCGAAAUUGCUGUUCAGCUUUCCGCACGUCGAAGCGGCCGCUGCAGCGAGUGCACUGUCGAAUGAGUUAUAUACUUAGAGGAAUCUUUUUCCUGGCGUGAAGGAGGUGUCAUCCUCAUCUCCUCCUACCGAUUCAAAGUGUAUUUUUAGAGAAGAAACAGCCCGGGAUUGGCUCCGUACCCGAAGAAACGCCGCCACCCUCGUGGACUGAAAGCCAAUCGAGAAGAACCAGAGCUCUCUUGAUCUUCUUGUUUUCAUAGCGUUGUAUCAUCCUCGUGAAAAAAGGUGAAGAUCUUCGUUAAGCGAGCGAUUUCUUUGAUUACCGGCCCCCGUGACGGAAACGUAUCGAUCUUCCGCAGGCGGAUCCGACGCGCUGGUAGUCGUUUCGACGUGAAAGGGGACGAGAUUUAUCGUGCUUCAUGCUUCACGGUAAACCGAAGCACUUGCGCCAGCGAGACCAUGCGGAAUUCAUUGAUUCGUCGGUUAAAAUGAUCUUGUUAUGUUCGAGGAAUUUUUAAGACCAGAAAUUACAACGCUAUUGUAUUUCUAUAAUCGUUGUACUGUUCAUCAUUGUACACGUGUAGAAGAAUUUUAGUUGUUUCUUUGCGUUGAUCUGAUUAAUUCUCGAGGAUCGAGGAACCGCUAUAACAUUCGCGGCCAUUUGUAAUCUUCGAUAGAGGAUCCGUGCGACUCGCCGCGACGCUGAAACCUUUGAGACGAACAGAGUUCUCGGUGAAUAAAUAACGAUGGUGGUCCAAGGUAGAUCUUCUUCGACGGUUCCGUGAAAGAGUAAUAUAAACCGGACGCUUCCGCUCCGAGUAUAUAGAUUUUCAGGCAAAACAAGGGUGGGACAUAACGCACGGCGGGCCGCGGCACUUAAGAGCCGGUCUUCUGAAAGAACACUCAUACGUUAAGAAAACAUACUCGAAACUAAUAUUAACUGUGCGUUGGCAACAUCCGAGCGGAUCGUAUUAACGAGCUCUUAGAGCAAGAUCACAGAAAGAAUGCCAUGUGGCCGCAGCUGGCGGUGUGUACCGUUGUUAGUCCAACGAAACUCUGUCUUCUAUUUUUGCAGUACGCAAUAGAAUGGGAAAGGGUGUAGAGAUUGCAUUGCGCAUCGAUACUUCUAUAAUAUACUGUAUUUUUAGUUGAACGGGUUCAGGCACCGAUCUCGAUCCUCAAAUACUUGGAUCUUGAAUUUUCAUUGAGUAGAUAUCGUACAGAAAUAACGGUGAAUUCAUUCCAACAAGGUAACAAUGUAGCUUAACACGUUGACUGCCACGGUGGUCAUCGAUGACCGGAAUCUUCUAAAUGAAAUGAAAACAAUUCUAAUUUAUAAGAUAACAAACGUCGAAUGUAAAUGUUCAAAAGUGUAAAUAACUAGGUAAUACUGUCACAUAAGAAUUACGAUGCAAAUACUGAUUUUUCCUGUUUAAUUGUGCUACGAAAAAAUAAGUGAUGCUGGAGUUCUUCGUGGCAGUCAACGUGUUAAUUCCAAUAUACCUUCUCAUCAGUUUUGUCAGUCGAUAUCAAAGAUCAUAAAAAACUCCAUGGACAACAUAGUUGAGGAAUGAAAUGAAAAGCAGAGAGAAUAGGCAAUUGUAUUAUUCUUCCAGUUAAAAAUCUACUUAGCAUGAUACUUAACAUCCACCGACGGUGUUAAUUAGUUCCGGCUCCAACAGGCUUAAUUAUGGCGUUAACACGGUUGAUUUAUGGAAACAUCGUUAACGGUCGCGAUCGGAUGUUCCGUUCUUUCCACGGGAAACGUUAACUGGCAGACGACGAUUUUUUCCGGUGUGCGACGAAAGAAAGAACGAUCGGGGAAGUUUAAAUUUACAUUCGGCUGGUAGGCACGCGUGAAACGCACCGAGGAAUUUGCCCUAAUGAGUGCGGAACGAAGGGGUGUCAUUGUAGACGUUUCCUCCCCCUUCUCCCAUCGUUCGGGACAGCUUCGCUCGAGGGUGUUGUCACUACGGCAAAUAUGUUGACAGGUCAUUCAACAUC